AAAAAAAUUAAAAAACCAACCCCCUCCCAAACCAAUCCCUCUCAAAAACUCUGAACUUUUUUGUGUACAUUAUCGUUUCAAUACCUCUGAAAAUUUCAUACGCGGUCAUUGCACUUCACAGACUUUCAAAUUGUUGUCAAGGUUAAGAAAUGCCGGACGUUGAGGGCCUUGUGAAUGAAUUCGUUGUAAAGCUUGAAAACCGUAAGGUAGAGGGAUCUUAUGCCACUGCUCGAUUAACGGCAGAGUUGCUUCGUUCAGUGAUUUCGCAGCAGAGGGUUCCAUCUACAAACCAGGCUGCCACACUCAUUGAGGCAGUGAGGGUUGUAGGAGACAAAUUAACUGCCGCAAACCCUGUUGAGCUUGCUGUUGGGAAUAUUGUGAGGCGUGUUCUGCAUAUUAUAAGGGAGGAGGAACUUUUGCUUUUGACAAAGGACGUUGGAGGUUUAAAGUUAAUAGUUGGUAGUGAUGAUGAAGACACUGCUGAAGGAGAUUAUAACCAUGUUGCAUCUGCAGCUGCCGUUGCUGCUUCUAGAAACUCUCUGCUUCGACCUUCAUUGCAUACUCUUCUGGAGAACAUUCAAAACUCAACAUUAGCUUGCCAGAAUUCUUCUGGGGGUGAUUCUGAAGAAAAAAGCAAAUCUGAUAAAAAUUCGAGCCGCCGAAAAGUAAAGCACAAUGUCAUCGAGGCAGUUAAUAUACUAAUUGAAGAUAUUGAUGCUUGCCAUGAACUAAUUGCCGAGCAAGCAGUGGAGCAUAUUCAUCAGAAUGAGGUAAUAUUAACCUUAGGUCAUUCUAAGACCGUGUUGGAAUUCCUAUCUGCUGCAAAGGAGAAAAAACGAUCAUUUCGGGUUGUUGCUGCUGAGGGUGCUCCAAGGUACCAAGGGCAUGUUCUUGCAAAAGAGUUGGUCAAAAGGGGUGUGCAGAGUACUGUAGUUACCGAUUCUGCAGUGUUUGCCAUGAUUUCUCGAGUAAACAUGGUGAUAGUUGGUGUUCAUGCUGUGAUGGCCAAUGGUGGGGUCAUAGCACCUGUUGGGAUGAGGAUGGUUGCACUUGCUGCUCGCAAUUAUGCUGUUCCGUUAGUUGUGGUUGCCGGAACCCACAAGUUGUGUCCCUUGUACCCACACAAUCCAGAGGUCUUGCUGAAUGACAUGAGAUGCCCAUCUGAACUGGUCGAUUUUGGCGAAUUCUCCAAUUGCAUGGAUUUUGGAAUUGACAGUGGUGCUCCUCUUCUUCACAUCGUCAAUCCCGCAUUCGAUUAUGUUCCUCCAGAGCUCAUCAGUCUUUUCAUCACUGACAUAGGCGGACAUAACCCAUCAUAUAUUCAUCGGCUCAUUGCUGAUUACUACUCUGCUGAUGAUUUGGUGUUAUAACAGGAGUCUAUGAAUUAAAGGUGAAUUUCUUACUCAUAUGCUGACUUUUAUUGGACUAGUUUAUGCUUUUGAUUUCAUUUUUAGAUUCGGAAUCAAAGUGAAUUUUUGUUAAUUACUUUUCAUCUGUUCCUUAAACAUUGUAAUUAACUAGAAAUUGAGUCUUUUUGUGCAUGGAAUGAAAGAAAUACUAUUGACGAAACAAUUUUUAGUAAA
Molecule: messenger RNA, 1583 nt
Organism: Camellia sinensis
Lineage: Eukaryota; Viridiplantae; Streptophyta; Magnoliopsida; Ericales; Theaceae
Biological process (GO): translational initiation
Cellular component (GO): eukaryotic translation initiation factor 2B complex
Molecular function (GO): translation initiation factor activity; guanyl-nucleotide exchange factor activity
Source: RefSeq, a predicted model, not a curated record